Molecule: messenger RNA, 1545 nt
Organism: Eriocheir sinensis (Chinese mitten crab)
Lineage: Eukaryota; Metazoa; Arthropoda; Malacostraca; Decapoda; Varunidae
Product: achaete-scute complex protein T5-like
Exons: 3
Biological process (GO): developmental process; regulation of transcription by RNA polymerase II
Molecular function (GO): RNA polymerase II transcription regulatory region sequence-specific DNA binding; protein dimerization activity; DNA-binding transcription factor activity, RNA polymerase II-specific
Source: RefSeq, a predicted model, not a curated record
AUGUCUAGACGAAACGCCCAAUAGAGAGAAACAAGAGUAAAGCAGGUGUCUCAAGGCUUUGCCCUGCUGAGACAACACGUUCCUCAGGCUGCAAGGAAAAAGAAAAUGAGCAAGGUGGAAACUUUGCGCUGUGCCGUCGACUACAUUCGGGGGCUGCAGCUGCUGCUGGACAGUGACCCCCCCACCCAGAUCUCAGGACCACCCCCGGCCGCCGCCAUCCACAGCUUCCACCACCACCAGCAGCUGCAGCAACAACAAAACCAGGUGUUUCUACAGCCUCCACACGCCAUAGAGCCGCAUAUCCUGAAACUUCCAGUGGCUGACGAGACCUUCCAGUCUCCCGUAUCCCUCAGGUAUGACAGCGUCACCGGAACCUUCUUUAGGACGUCACCCAGCGACUCCGAGGGCAGCCCGUCUCCAGCGCACCCUUUCCUCCAAGACAAGCACCCUUCCGCAGCCCACACCACGCCCACCUCGUCCCUGGGCUUGGGCGCCAUAAAGACGGAAAGCAUCGAGAGCAGGUCCUAUGGGAAGGAGGAGCAGGAUCUCCUGGAGGCGCUGGCGUGGUGGCAGCACAACAUCCAUCAAUAGUGGAGGAGUCGUGAAGGGGGAUGCUGCAGGGCGGGGCUGUGAGGCAGGGAGUAGACAGGAGACAGGAGUCAUUGCUUGAUGAUAAACAUGACACUUAACAUGCAUGAAUAUUACGGUAUACUAUUUAUACUCUACAUUUUUUAAACGAACAUUUAUGCAUUUUAUUUUUAUUUUAUCGAUAAUUACAUUGCAUCGUCACGAUGUAUACUCAUGCCACUAGGACAGACCUCUGAAACAGCUACAGGCAACUUGAGUCAUUCACUUUGGAUAGGUCACUCAGCGACCUGAUUAAUUCAAACUAAAAGUCUUCAAAGUUACCCGUUGUAGCGUUCAGUGUCCCUUUGAUGUUCUCGUUGUUCUCCUCAGACCCGCUUUGAGCUUCCUCUGGGUAAGUCUUAGGGUUCUUCAGUUUCUCUCCUAUCCCUCAGUCGCUGCCUCUUCCUUAACAGGUCGCUAUUCUAGUCCAGGCUGUGUGUGUUGGUCUGUGUAUAUCAAGUCGCGCACGAAUAGCAAACGUAGGAAUCAACAAUUUGUACAUUUGCUUCCCUUCCAAAACAAACUUACUAUCCACACAGGCUGCUUCACACAUAUUCUAUGAUAUUUAUUGACCUACAAAAUGUACAUAUGGAACGCCCAUCACUUGAGGCAGAUUCUAUCCUGUAUACAUAUUUAGUGAUAGAUAGCCGUAGUCGGUAUGAUGAGAGCGGUGUAAAUACGUUAUUACAGUGAGUUUCCUACAACUUAUCUAACAGCUGCAUCAUCACCGACGGAAUGUUUGCACAGUAAAUGGAUUUAUUCUCAUUGUUUUCUCUUUUUCUUAACCUCCAAGAUUGUAAGAAACGUGAUUAGAAUGGGAAAGAUACAUGUUUGUUCCUCGUUUAUUAGAGUUUUAAUGUGCUUAUUUAUAUGACGUAGGAGUAUGUUUGAAAUGCUGAAGUUCCAAACACCUAACAA